UGGCAAUGCAUGGUAUCGUAGUUAACGCUCAGCCCGCAACAUUCCGAGACUGGCUCCGGCUUCUCUGAUUUGUUGUGUUCGGGAUGUCAUGCCACAUUCGUUCGUCUUCGGACAUCUCCCCAUCAUGGCCAAGGUCAUGGCAAAGUAUCCGCCCGGCGCUGCGAGCCAUUACAUAUUCCCCAGGUUGCUGGAACUGUACCCCGAACUUUCCGACCUAGGGGCCCUCUAUGUCGACGUCUGACCCAUCUUCGCGCCCAUGGCUGUAGUCUUCGACCCGGACAUGAUCUCGCAGUUCACCCAUGACCGGUCGCUGCCCGAGCAUGAGCACCUCAGACACCAGUUCAGGCCUUUCACACAGUGCCUCGACGUCCCACCCUUGGGUCCUCGCCCGGGUCCGAUAAGAACACACCACCGUCUUCGGCCAGACCCCUCCCGCGCCCGUGAUCGCAUCGCCGAGUUCCCGCAUCUCUUCAACCAACUUCCCGUACACAACGGCCGUCUCAAGGAAACCCUCCGUUUGUUCCCGCCCGCAGCCUCCAUCCGCGCCCAGUCGGACGCCGACGCCGCCUUCCACCUCACCCACCCAACGACCGGCAAGAUUUUACCCACGCACGUCUUCAUGCUGCUCGACAGCCACUUCACCCAGCACCGCAACCCGCGCGUUUGGCAUGGGCCCGCGGAAUGUCUUGGCCAGAGCUUGCGCUUGUCAAGCUGAAGGCGGUGUUGGCGAUGACGAUGCGCGAGUUUGAUUCGGAGGCGGUUCUCUUGGAUGGCCCGUCGGACGGAGAGAUGUUGCUCGGGAA
Messenger RNA from Parathielavia appendiculata, 803 nucleotides. RefSeq lists its product as uncharacterized. NCBI's taxonomy places the organism in Eukaryota, Fungi, Ascomycota, Sordariomycetes, Sordariales, Chaetomiaceae. The coding region runs from base 257 to 715 and encodes 152 amino acids. Gene Ontology annotation, molecular function: heme binding; oxidoreductase activity, acting on paired donors, with incorporation or reduction of molecular oxygen; iron ion binding. The transcript has 2 exons. The record is from RefSeq and is a predicted model, not a curated record.